AUGCAGGAAAAAUAAUAGAAAUAAUAGCAAUAGGAACAAAAAAAGUCUGAAUUUUAUAUAGGAAAGUUUUUCUGUUAAUUUUAAUGUAAUGGCAAAAUGACCGGUAAAAAUUAAUUAAAAGUAAAACUUAAGAUUUUUGACUAAAAAAAAACAAUUAAGUAAUUGAAAAAGAAGAAGUUAUAUGUUGUUAGUAAUGAUAUUGAUUAAUAUGAAUAUAACAGAAUAGUUUGUAAGGUAAAAAAAGGGAAAGAAAUUGUUAAGAAAAUAUAUAAUAAUCACGGAAAAAUUUUGCAUUUAUAUGAUGAAAUAUGGUUUUUUUUAUUGAAUGCUGGUUAUGUUAAAUUAAGAGUGAAAAUAAUAAAAUUAAAUGAAUCAGAUGUUGAAAUUGCUGAAGUUUCUGUUUAUUUAACUUAAUAAGCCAUAGAUGAUGAUUAUGAAAUGAAGAUUAAUAGAUAUAACAAAAAGACAGAAAAAUUAAAUAAUGUAGAGGAAAAUCAAAUGGAAUUGUUAAAAUAUGCAAGACUAUCUUUAUUAUUGAUGUUUGAUUUUAUGAAUGUAACAGUUGAAGAAAAUUGUUUAAUUAAAUAAAACAAGUAAUUUAAAAUCUUCUUUGCAUAAUAUUGUCAAUUCUUUUAGAAAUCAAAAAUGAAUUUUUAAGUAAAAAGUUUGCUUAAACCAUAUGCAAGACCUAUUAUAGAGAAGUAACAAGUAUUUGAGAAUUAUCUAAAUAGUAAAAGGUUUAAUAAUAAUUUAUUUGAAAAAAAGUUGAUACAAGACUUAGUUGUAUAUUAAACAGGUCCUUCAACUUUUGUAUCUCAAUAUAAGAAAUAAUAUUCCCCAAAAAUGGAAGAGAUCUAUCCAAUUCACCAUGAUUUAUUUUAAAGGAUAGGCUUAGAAUUUUUUUAAUAUGUUAAAGCCUUCAUAAAGCGUUCAAAAAAUUCAGUUGAUAAUCAGUUUGCUGAGAUUUAUGAUGAUUAUGUUUUAAGGACUGUAUUUUUAUGUACUUGUGAGAUAUCAGAAAAAAUUUAGAAAGAUUCCAUUUAUACAAAUUAACAUAAAAAUUUAAUAAAAGUUCGUAAAUAAAUUACAGAAGCUUUAAGUAGAUCAAAUAAGGACUAACUCAAUUUAUUGAGUGAUAAAAAUCUUAAAAUUUAUUAAUAUACAAAGAAUACAAUCCAUGAUUUAUAUUUUAUUGACUUUAAAAUAAAUCGAAGAUCUAUUCAACAAUAUCAAUAAGUUUUUAGUUAAUUCUUUUAACCUAGGUUCUAUUAUUAGUAUAACAAUUAAGGAUAUAGUGAGAUGGAGAAGUAUAUACAAAAAUAAAUAUUUGAGGAGAUUAAGGAAUAAAUUAAGUAUUAAAAAACAAAUUUAGAAUAGAAUAAAUAAGAUAUAAAUGAUAUUUUUCUUAUCAAUAAUCUGAUUCUUAAAGAAUAUAAUACUCCAAAAUUAAUGAUUUCUGAACUUAAAAAACAUUAAAAAGAAGCCUUAUUUUGGAUGCUUUAUAGAGAAGGACAUAUUAAUGAUCAUUAAUUAUAAUAGAAGUAACAAUUGUCUCCAUUAUGGUAGGAAUAUAAAUUAUAAGGUGGUGAAUCAUUAUAUGUCAAUAUGUUUACAGGUAAAGUAUCUAAAGAAAAAGUGACAAUUCAAGAGACUAAGGGAGGUAUAUUAGCAGAUGAAAUGGGUUUAGGGAAAACUUUGAUGGCUUUGGCAUUAAUAUUGGAGACUCUUAAAAGUGAACAAUAGACAUUGAUUGUAGUUCCAAAAUCAGUAAUAAAAUAAUGGGAGAAGGAAAUCUUUAAGCAUUCAAAACCUGAAAGUUUAAAAGUCUUAGUUUAUUAUAAGAAGAAGGAUAGAAAAAAUAAGAAGACAGAUUUUAAAAACUUUAAUAUAAUACUAACUACAUAUGCAGUAUUAAGUAUGGAUUUUUAGAUUUGGAAUUAAAUUAAUAAUAUUAAUAUUGAAUAAGAUGGACAUAUAGAUGAGAGUGAUAGUUUUGUUGAAAGAGUUCAAUCUAUUGAAGAAUAUAGUGAAUUAUCUAAUACUAUGGAUAUUUAUGAUAGUAGUUCAGAUGAUGAUGAUAAUUAAUAAAGUUAGUUCUAUAAUAAUCCUUUUUAUGAGUAUUAAAAUGAGAAGAGAAAGUAGGAGAGAUAAUUGAAAUAGCAAUUAAAAUAGAAAUAAAAAUAGGAGAUGUAGGAAAAAUAAAAAAAGAAAAGGUAAUUGAAUCCAUAACAAUUGGAGAUAGCUAAGGAACAUAAUAAUUUAUUUAAAUAGAAAUAUCAUAGAGUUAUUUUAGAUGAAGCUCAUAACAUUAAAUUUAGAUAAACAUUGUAAUCAAAAAGUGCAUAUAGUUUGGAAGCUGAUUUUAGAUGGUGUUUAACAGGAACUCCUAUGUAAAAUAAACAUGAUGAUCUAUUUAGUUUGUUAUAAUUUCUAAGAGUUGAAACAUUUUCUGAAUAGUAAAUUAAUCAAUUUCAUUUAUAGUUUUUGGUGGAAUACCUAUAUAAAUAAGGAAGAAAAUGAAGAAGAUUAAUAGAGAAUAUUAUCAUAGAUAUUAUAACCUAUAAUUUUAAGGAGGACUAAGAAUUCAUAAAGAUUUGAUGGUCUUAAUUAAGUGGAUGAAGAAAUAUGUUGGGUUGAAUUAAAUGAAAAAGAAUAAAUAUUGUAUUAAAAAUUAUUAGCUGGUUCUUAAGAUAUAUUUAAACAUUUUACAAUUGAUAAAAAUAAUAAAUCUUAUGUACAUAUAUUCUAAAUCAUUAAUAAAUUAAAAUUAGCAUGCAAUCAUCCAUAAUUAGCAUUAAAAGAAAUUAAUUUAGAUAAAACACCUAUAGAAGAAGUUAUUGACAAAAUUAAUUAAUUCUUCAGCAACAAAUAAAAAAGUACUAAUAUGACAGAGGUUUACAAAAAAUCAUUAGUAGAAAAUAUUAGAAAUGGAGAUGUAUAAGAAUGUGAAAUUUGUACUAAUACUUAAAUAGAUACUUUUUGUUUGUCUUCAUGUGGUCAUAUAUUUUGUAAAAAGUAAUACAUAUAUUAUAUUUAUAGAUGUUUCACUUAAGCUAUAAAUUAAUAAUAAAUAUGUCCAGUCUGUAGAACAACAUUAUCUAUAACUGAUUUGAUUGAAAUCAAAGUUGAAAAUGAAAAUGAUUUUGAAGACUUAAAAACAUUAAAAUUUGGUCUUAGUUCUAAAUUAGUAUCCAUUUUAAAUAAAACUAAAAUUGUAUAGUAAUAAAAAGAGAAAGUAUUGAUAUUCACAUAAUCAAUUGAUAUGAUUUAAUUAAUUGAUAAUCUAUUUUAAGACAAUGGAAUCAUUGCCUAUAGGAUUACUGGAUAGAUGAGUGUUGAUAAAAGAGAAAAAAUAAUAAAAUAAUUCAAAGAUUCAUUAGAUGCAAUUGCACUCUUAUUAUCAUUAAGAGCUACAUCAACAGGAUUGAAUCUUACUAUGGCAAAUAAUGUAUUUUUAGUUGACCCUUGGUGGAAUGUAAAUUAAUGAAUAAAUUAUCAAGCCUGCCAUUGAAGAUCAAGCUAUUGGAAGAGCUGACAGAAUUGGAUAAUUAAAUUAAGUUAAAGUUGUUAGAUUUUUAUGUAGAAAUACUAUUGAAUAAUCAAUCAAUUUGUUGCAUUAACAAAAGAGAUUUUAAAAUAAAAGAGCAUUUAGUGGAGAGGCUAAAAAGGCAUAAGAAUUGUAAGAUUUCAAAUUUAUAUUAUUUCAGUAAUGA
This is a messenger RNA of Paramecium pentaurelia, 3713 nucleotides long. The record is from the annotation of a GenBank genome assembly. Lineage: Eukaryota; Ciliophora; Oligohymenophorea; Peniculida; Parameciidae.